AGGACAAUGGAAAUUAUUGAGUCUAGACACAGACAGAAAAAAGAUUGAAGAAAAGUGAACAGAGCCUAAGGGACCUGUGGGAUAUCAUCAAGAAGGUCAACAUAUACAUUGUGGGCGUUGCAGGAGGAGGACAGAGAAAGAGAGAAUGGGACAGAGAAAAUAUUUGAAGAGAUAAUGGCUGAAAAUUUCCCUACCUUGAUGAAAGACUUGAAUAUAAACAUGCAAGAAGGUCAUCAAACUCUAAGAUGUACCCAAAGAGAUCACAUUGAGACACAUUAUAAUCAAACUUUCAAAGCACAAAGAAUCUUGAAAGCAGUGAGAAAUGACUCAUCACAUAAAAGGAAUUCUUAAUAAGAUUAUCAGCACAUUACUCAUCAGAAACUUCAAGGUCAGAAAACAGUGGGCCAAUAUAUUUGAAGUGCUAAGAGAAGAAAUGUGCCAAUGAAGAAUCCUAAAUCCUGAAAAACUGUCCUUCAGAAGUGAAGGAGAAAUUAAGACAUUCCCAGAUAGACAAAAGCUGAGGGAGUUUAUUACCUCUAGACCUGCCCUGCAAGAAAUGCUCAAGGGAGCCCAGCAGGGUAAAUGAAAGGACAUUGGACAGUGACUUGAAGCCAUACAAAGAAAUAAAGAUCUCAAUAAAGAAAGUUGGGCAUAAAACAAUCCCUAAACCUGCUUCUUGGUAUGGUAUCAGAACAGAGCUAUUGCUGAGAGUCUCAUUUACAGAGAAAUCAUGGUUCGACUGACCUUGGAUCUGAUUGCCAAAAGCAACAAUUUUAAACCCCGAAAAGAAACUACUUCACAAUACCUGAAGAAAAUAACUCAUAUAAAUUUUUCAGACAAAAACAUAGAUGCAAUUGAAGACCUCUCUCUUUGCAAAAAUCUCAGUGUUUUAUAUUUGUAUGAUAAUCGUAUUAGUCAAAUCACUAACUUGAAUUAUGCCACAAAUCUGACUCACCUGUACCUACAAAACAACUGUAUUUCAUGUAUAGAGAACCUCAGGUCAUUAAGGAAACUGGAAAAACUGUAUCUGGGAGGCAAUUACAUUGCUGUCAUAGAAGGUUUAGAAGGAUUAGAAGGACUGAGAGAGCUUCAUGUUGAGAGUCAGAGGCUUCCCCUUGGAGAAAAGCUUCUAUUUGAUCCAAGAACUCUUCAUUCUCUGGCAUUAUUUUUCUUACAGAAAUCCCUCUCUACAUUGAAUAUCAGCAAUAAUAAUAUUGAUGACAUCAGAGACUUAGAAAUACUGGAGAAUCUUAAUCAGCUUAUAGCAGUUAACAACCAAGUUCUGCAUGUGAAGGAUCUGGAGUUUUUACUGAACAAGUUGAUAAAGCUGUGGAAAAUGGAUCUAAAUGGAAAUCCUGUUUGUCUCAGACCAAAAUACAGAGACAGACUGAUAUUGGUGUCCAAAUCACUGGAAUUUCUUGAUGGAAAAGAAAUUAAAAAUAUGGAAAGACAAUUCCUAAUGAAUUGGAAAGCAUCCAAAGAUGCCAGGAAAAUCAGCAAGAAAAGGAACAGUAAAAACGAGGAGGCAAGUAACUCAUACACAAGUAAGCAGGCUGUUAUUCAUUAGCUGACCACUUCUACCAGCAGAGGCAAUAUUCUACUCAACAAAAAAAGGACUCUCUCUCUGAAGGAAUCUGAAAGCUUGUUGACAAAAAAUGACCUACGUGAACCUCCCCGCCUCCAUAACCCAAAAGUAAAAGAAAAUUUGUAAUAAACGAGUAAAUUCAGUCUUAA
Molecule: messenger RNA, 1734 nt
Organism: Equus caballus (horse)
Lineage: Eukaryota; Metazoa; Chordata; Mammalia; Perissodactyla; Equidae
Source: RefSeq, a predicted model, not a curated record